Molecule: messenger RNA, 1553 nt
Organism: Benincasa hispida (wax gourd)
Lineage: Eukaryota; Viridiplantae; Streptophyta; Magnoliopsida; Cucurbitales; Cucurbitaceae
Gene: CRB
Product: chloroplast RNA binding protein
Biological process (GO): monosaccharide metabolic process
Cellular component (GO): cytosol
Molecular function (GO): UDP-glucose 4-epimerase activity
Source: RefSeq, a predicted model, not a curated record
CCAGCCAGAGAAACAGAAGCCAUGCCCUUAGAAGAACAAUCCUUCAAAUCCAUUGCCCUUUUAAUCCCACCACCAAACAAGAACACAGAGGGUUUCUAACUGGGAAUCAUGGCAAACGCAAUGGCUGCGCACCACCAAAAAUUGCCUUCAUUCUCUGUUCUUCCUUCUUCUCUUUCCGACUUCAAUGGCGCCAGACUCCACGCCCAAGUUCAGUAUAAAAGGAAGGUUAUGCAGCCAAAGGGAGCAUUACAUGUUACAGCAAGUGCAAAGAAGAAUAUUCUUAUAAUGGGUGGCACCAGAUUUAUUGGUAUAUUUUUGUCUAGACUUCUUGUCAAAGAGGGUCAUCAGGUGACUUUGUUUACAAGAGGAAAAGCACCUGUUACACAACAAUUGCCUGGCGAGUCGGAAGCAGAUUAUGCUGAUUUUAAAUCCAAGAUUCUGCAUUUGAAGGGAGACAGAAAAGACUUUGAUUUUGUGAAAUCCAGUCUCUCGGCUGCAGGGUUUGAUGUAGUUUAUGACAUAAAUGGGAGAGAAGCAGUUGAAGUUGAACCAAUUUUAGAUGCUUUGCCUAAGCUAGAGCAGUUUAUAUACUGCUCUUCAGCUGGUGUCUACCUCAAGUCUGAUCUCCUACCUCACUUUGAGGUAGAUGCAGUUGAUCCAAAGAGUAGACAUAAGGGAAAGCUCGAGACGGAGAGCUUACUGGCAUCGAAGGGUGUUAAUUGGACUUCUAUAAGACCAGUCUACAUUUACGGACCAUUGAACUACAACCCUGUGGAAGAAUGGUUCUUCCACCGGUUGAAAGCGGGUCGCCCCAUUCCAAUCCCCAACUCAGGCAUUCAAAUUACACAACUUGGUCAUGUCAAGGAUUUGGCAAAUGCUUUUGUUCAGGUUCUUGGUAAUGACAAGGCAAGCCAACAAGUAUUUAAUAUCUCUGGUGAAAAAUAUGUUACAUUUGAUGGGUUAGCCAAAGCUUGUGCUAAGGCUGGAGGCUUUCCUGAGCCUGAGAUUGUCCACUACAAUCCAAAGGAGUUUGACUUUGGAAAGAAGAAGCCAUUCCCUUUCCGUGAUCAGCAUUUCUUUGCAUCGAUUGAGAAAGCGAAGAGCGUGCUCGGGUGGAAGCCCGAAUUCGAUUUGGUGGAAGGUCUUGCAGACUCCUACAACUUGGACUUUGGCAGAGGCACUUUCAGGAAAGAGGCUGAUUUCUCAACAGAUGACAUAAUCCUUGGCAAGAGCCUGGUUCUUCAAGCUUGAGGCAUCCUUCUUUUUCAUUUUUUUCAUGGCUAUUUUUACUCAUUUUCUACCCGAGCUGCAGUGGUUAAUCGACCGAUCUCGAGUUGAGAAGUCAAUUUAGGAAUGUUAUAUAUGUGUAUGUAUGGGGUGGAGAUUUGUUUGUGUUGGCUCUAGUUUCUUCAAGUGGCAAGCAAUUUAGAGAAGCAUUAGAACUAGGCCUUGUCAAUUCAUUAGAGGCCUUCUUCAUUCAAUCAUAGACAAACUCAAAUGUUUAUGAUCCGAAAAAUGCAGUAUAAAUGAUGCCAUUUGUCUCUUCUUGUUCA